AUGAACCGAAAGGGACCUAUGCAAAAGAAUGAAGAGACGGAUAAGCCGCUGCGUAUUGCUAUUGUGGAAAAGGACCGUUGCAAACCGAAGAACUGCGGACUGCCUUGCAAACGAAAUUGUCCUGUGAAUAAAAUGGGAAAGCAAUGCAUUGUCGUGGAGACGACAUCCGUCGUAGCUGAGAUAUCCGAGGUUCUAUGCAUUGGUUGCGGUAUUUGUGUAAAAAAGUGUCCUUACGAUGCUAUCAAAAUCAUCAAUUUGCCUUCGAAUCUUGCCAAUGAGUGUACACAUCGAUAUUCGAUGAACUCAUUCAAACUUCAUCGCUUACCAACACCAAGAACAGGAGAAGUAUUGGGUCUAGUGGGAACGAAUGGGAUUGGAAAAUCUACAGCCUUGAAAGUGCUAGCGGGGAAACUAAAGCCAAACUUGGGGAAAUUUGACGCCCCUCCAGAUUGGCCAAGUAUUCUUCAGUACUUCCGAGGAUCGGAAUUACAAAACUACUUCACCAAGAUCCUGGAAGACAAUCUCAAAGCUGUUGUAAAACCACAAUACGUCGACCAGAUUCCUAGAGCAGCCAAAGGUACCGUAGAAUCAUUGCUGUCAAGGAAAGCUGACAAAGGCAACCGCGAGCAAGUUCAACGGGAUAUGGAGCUUGAUGGGCUGCUACAAAGACAAAUCGAACAACUGUCGGGAGGAGAAUUGCAGCGAUUCGCUAUCGCAAUGUGCUGUAUUCAAAAAGCUGACGUUUACAUGUUUGAUGAACCAUCAUCGUAUCUAGAUGUGAAGCAGCGUCUUAGAGCCGCUUCUCUGAUUAGGGAUAUGAUCGGAGCAACUACCUAUGUCAUUGUUGUGGAGCACGAUCUCGCCGUCUUGGAUUACCUCUCUGACUUUAUUUGCUGCUUAUACGGCGUUCCUGGAGUAUAUGGUGUAGUGACCCUUCCUUCCGGUGUACGAGAAGGCAUCAACAUGUUCUUGGAUGGGUUCAUUAGAACGGAAAACAUGCGAUUCCGAGACGAUAAGCUCAACUUCAAGGUAUCUGAACAGCUUGAUGAAGUUAUCAAACGUACGGGUAACUUUAAGUAUCCAGCUAUGUCUAAAAAUCUUGGCUCAUUCAAACUAGAUGUAGAAGCCGGC
Messenger RNA from Strongylus vulgaris, 1131 nucleotides. The record is from the annotation of a GenBank genome assembly. NCBI's taxonomy places the organism in Eukaryota, Metazoa, Nematoda, Chromadorea, Rhabditida, Strongylidae.